ACAUAAGCCACUGGACCAUCCAUUUCCGGCCUAUAUAACCAUUCAACCCUUCUCCCGUGAAUGCUCCUGCUCAAAUGCAGACCACUCGCCCAAGUUCAAGAACCGAUCACUCGACCGCAACCAAAGCCCUCCGCCACCAAGAACAUCCGCAGACGCAUCAGAUCCGCAAAUUAAAUACAAGACAGGUGCGGAAGCAUGUCGACACUCACGCCCAUACAGGGCGUCUUCGCCAAAGUCCACUCCGCCUCCGGCCUGACGUUCCCGGAAACGGUCGCGUCGCUGCUCAAGCUGGGCGUGACGCGGUACCACGUGGACUACGUCGCGCGCACGACGACGACGUACACGCCGCGCUCGACGCCCACCUCUGCAGAUGACAAUGCCCCGACCACGACCAUCGAGACCGAGCACGUCGCCAUCCCCGCCCCGGCGGUCACGCCAGGCACGGCGUGGGACCAGGCCGGGCUCGCGCGGGCCAUCCGGCGCGUGCAGGCGCGCGAGACCGUCUACGCCGAGUUCGCGCGCGAGUGCGUCGACGCCGGCGUCGCGGGGUACUUGGCCUUCUUGGCCGGGAAGAGGGUCUUGUAUUACGGGCUCGACGGGGAUGUGCAUGUGGAGUGGUUCCCUGGUGCUAGGCCCAAGGAUCAGGAGUAG
Molecule: messenger RNA, 651 nt
Organism: Cladophialophora immunda
Lineage: Eukaryota; Fungi; Ascomycota; Eurotiomycetes; Chaetothyriales; Herpotrichiellaceae
Exons: 1
Coding region: 196-651 (151 amino acids)
Source: RefSeq, a predicted model, not a curated record